CACGACCAUGCAGCUAGGCCUAACCCUGGUAGUGGGGGUAGCCCUGUGCUUGGUGUAUGGCCAGUCCUUGCUGCAGGUUCCUGAGCGUCCCUUUUCUGUGCUGUGGAAUGUACCCUCAGCAAGAUGCCACUGCCAUGCAGCCACCAUUACCCGAAACAACCAACUACAUUGGCUCUGGGCCGCUUCUAGCGCCAUCUUCCCUAGCAUCUAUCUCCCACCCAAAAUGCCACCUGCCUACCAUCAGGCCUUCGUCCGACACCGCCUAGAGGAGGCCUUCCGUGUAGCCCUUGCCAGGCACGCACAUCCUUUACCCGUUCUGGCCUACGCUCGCCUCACACACCGGAGCUCCGGGAGAUUCUUGUCUCUGGAUGACCUGGUGAGGACUAUUGGUGUGAGUGCAGCACUGGGAGCAACUGGAGUGGUUCUCUGGGGGGACCUGAGCUUCUCCAACUCUGAGGAGGAGUGCUGGCGUCUCCAUGACUACCUAGUGGGCACUUUAGGCCCCUAUGUGAUCAAUGUGACAAAGGCUGCCAUAGCCUGCAGUCACCAACGAUGCCAUGGCCAUGGUCGCUGUGCCCGGAGAGACCCGGGACAAAUGGAAGCCUUUCUGCAUCUGAAGCCAGAUGGCAGUCUUGGAGCUUGGAAGUCCUUCAGAUGCCGCUGUUACUUGGGUUGGGCCGGCCCUACUUGCCAGGAGCCUAAACCUGAGCCUAAGGAAGCUAAGUAGAGUCAGGAGUUCCUGUCCUUAGUUCUUGUCCCUGCUGCCACUUUCCCAGGCUAGGGAAAUUCGCCUUUAUGCUUUGUUUAGCUAAUAGAAUUUUACCAAGUAAAUAGGCCACUUCCACCAACACACCUCCCCUCAGAAUUCCUAGGGAAUAGAUAGGGCCUAAUAAAAACAUAAAACCAGAUUCAGAGCCCUCUGAGGUCAUCUGACUUAAGGCAAUAGAGCAGCCUCAGGGAGUCAGUUCCAGACAUUUAAGGUUGCCAGCCAGCCUAGGGCUUUGUUUCCAUACCUUAGUGCAGCUACUGAGAAGUCAUAGCUAGGGGCAGAGAGACAACCCCUACACUCUUCCCAACACACGCGCAUAUACACAUACACACAUGCGCCCUCGCCAAAAAAAAAUAUAAGCUAAGGUCUGUUAAAUGCUAGGCUAUUAUUUGUACUGUCAUCCAUAAAGUCUCUCUUUCGUUA
Molecule: messenger RNA, 1192 nt
Organism: Arvicola amphibius (Eurasian water vole)
Lineage: Eukaryota; Metazoa; Chordata; Mammalia; Rodentia; Cricetidae
Gene: Hyal3
Product: hyaluronidase 3
Exons: 4
Coding region: 8-727 (239 amino acids)
Biological process (GO): hyaluronan catabolic process; carbohydrate metabolic process
Cellular component (GO): acrosomal vesicle
Molecular function (GO): hyalurononglucosaminidase activity
Source: RefSeq, a predicted model, not a curated record